Molecule: messenger RNA, 1143 nt
Organism: Ogataea haglerorum
Lineage: Eukaryota; Fungi; Ascomycota; Pichiomycetes; Pichiales; Pichiaceae
Exons: 1
Coding region: 1-1143 (380 amino acids)
Molecular function (GO): molybdenum ion binding; pyridoxal phosphate binding; catalytic activity
Source: RefSeq, a predicted model, not a curated record
AUGUUUUUUCUCUACGCGGUUCCGUGCUAUCUCGUCGUGGCCGUGGCCGUGCUGAACGGCGCGACAUGGCUGCUCAAAGCCCUCUCGCUCCACGAGACCAAGCAACAGCACGGGCUCAGCCUCAACCUCGCGCCCGUGCGAUCUUUCAUCAACACCACCUACAAGGUGAACUCGAGGAUCCCGUUCCUGGACAAGCCGGAGACGUUUGUCAAGGAGAUCCGCGUGCACCCGAUCAAGUCGUUCCCCGGGCUGAAGGUGCAGACGUGGAAAGUCACCGAGCACGGGCUCGAGUGCGACAGAAUGUACAUGCUAGGCAGAUUCGACGCCGUGCAGCAGAAAUGGGUCAUGGUCUCGCUGAGACAGCACGCGUCGCUGAGCAGGGUCGAGCUGCGUCUGGAGGACGGCCAUUUUGUGGUCGGCUACGGAAACAGGGAUUAUUUCAGCGUGCCGCGGUCGGUCUCCAAAGACUACCUGGAGAAGAUGGCGGGGAACCGCGAGCCGGCAGAACUGUGGAACGUCGACUUCGAGGUGGUGGCACUCGAAAAGCUCGACCUCCGGCCGUUUCUCGCCGUCGUCGGGCUGCCCGAGCACUACAAGCUGCUGUACGCUCCGUUUGGAAAACUGGUCGUCACCAACUCGCCGCAAAACCUCGCCGCACUGCCCAACUACACGCCCGGCUCGCACGAAAAGUACCGCGUCACAAAGUUCCAGGACUACUUCCCGAUCCUGCUGAUUUCCGACGCGGACAUCAGAGACCUCAACGCGCGUCUCGCCAAAGAACACGGCCCGGAGGUGCGCACCACCCCGACGAAUUUCCGUCCCAAUAUCCUCAUCGACGGGCCGGAAAAACCGUACGACACCGACGACUGGUACCGCUUCACGAUCAGCGGCAGGCAGUGGGUCGUGACGUCCAAAUGCCCGCGCUGCUCGAUCCCCAACAUCGACUUCGAGACCGGCAAGCAGCGUGCCAAACAGCCCGUGUCGCGCACGCUGGCGUCGUUCCGUCGCGUCGAUCGGGGCGGGCCCAGCCUGGCCUUCUUCGGCAUCAGCGCCGUGCAGGUCGAGCACGGCUACAGCGUCAGCGUCGGAGACCGCGUCCGGCUGCUCGAGCGCCGCCUCAACCAGUACGGCGAGCUGGCCUAG